This is a messenger RNA of Lachancea fermentati, 2571 nucleotides long. Lineage: Eukaryota; Fungi; Ascomycota; Saccharomycetes; Saccharomycetales; Saccharomycetaceae. The record is from the annotation of a GenBank genome assembly.
AUGAUAACAUUCGGUGAGUUCAUUGAACUUCGGCUCAAUUCGAACGAUAGAGAAAACAAGUAUGAUCGAUUCCUUAGCGCAGCUCACGCCGUUGGAGUACAAGAUGUUAAGGAGCAGUUGCUGUCACAUUUCAUAAUCCCAAAUUCAAACCGCCUCAAAGUACCCGCGGGUCUCUCAGAUUCCCAUAGCGCAAUAAUAGAUGAAUGCAUAGUUUUUCUCGUUGAAAAUAGGCUUCUGGAAAAUGUCUUGACUCAUGGGUAUAGAGUUGCGGGAAACCACGCUGUGAGUACCGGUCUUCAUUGCUGCUUUACAAACUUAAACGUCACCAUACUCAAAUGCGGGUUUUGGAGACUAGUACACGAGUACAUUGGCACCGAUCGCUUCACUGAUAUUUUGAUCAAUCAUUCUGUAUUCCAGUAUAAUGGACGUUAUUUUAGACAAAUAAUCGGAAACAAGAUGAAUGAUCCGCAUGUGCCGAUAACCUGGAAUCCAAAAGUAACCAAUGAGCCAAUUACGUCCAACUUCGCAAGUCAUUUUUAUGUCAAAAAUUCAAGGUUCCUCUACAGGUCAGCAGGAGAUUUUGAUCUUUACCAGGUAAUUCCCUCGAAUGUUCAAAAACUCUUAGACGACAUGUUCGGAGAACUUCAGAUUGAUUCGCAGAUCAGCCCAAGAAGACAAAAUAAAAUGAAGGGGCCACUUUUUUCAAUAAUUCAAAAUCAUAGAAGAAUCCGAUAUAAUCAUAUUUUUAACUCAACUUGCCCAAGAACACAUACUGCCUCUAGCCUUCAUUCUGAUUUUGGAACAAGUUUUAAAGAUGUAAUGAAAUUUAUGGUUGUCAUUGUUGAAAAACUAUUCCCUUCAACGCUUUUUGGCUCGAAAAGAAACAAAUCCAGAAUACUAUCCGGCAUUGCAACAAUUCUAAAACUAAAGUUAGGAGAACGUUUGCCAUUCCUUCAUUUUAUGAAAGGUUUAAAAUUACACGACUUUAGAUGGUUGGGUUUGGGGGAAGGGAAGCUCGAUUUAGAGGAAGAAACGUUUCGUCUUUUUUUGUUACAGAUGUUUGUCAAAUGGUUUUAUGUCAAGUUUUUGCCGCGUCUACUUUCUGUGUUUUUCUAUUGUACUGAGGUAUCUUCUACUGUGAAUAUAGUAUACUUCAGGCAUGACACCUGGAGAACCCUUUGUACCCCAUUUUUGAGCAAGUAUUUCAAAUCUACUUUAAGAGAGAACACCAUUUGCAGGGCUCACAACAGUUACAAGCUAUCAAAAUUCAAUCAUGGUGACCUUCGCAUAAUCCCGAAAAGAUUGAAGGGAGACUUUCGGAUCAUUUUUGUACCUUUCAAAGGAUGUGAUCAAGAAGAUACUACUGAAUAUAGAGACAACGAGUGGAACGUGUUGAAACCUACUAUCGGCAUUCUCAAUCAGGUCAGAGCGGAGAGGAAGACUACAAGCAAAAAAGUUCUCUCUUCAGCCAAAAUCCCGCUUCUUAUCAGGGACUUCAAAUCAAUGGUUUUGAAGAAACAUGGAGUAUUGCCUAAGUUUUUUUACAUAAAGUUUGACAUUGCCUCUUGCUAUGAAUCAAUACCUACAGAAAAGGCGUUGUCGGUAAUUCUAAAAGCAUUCAAAAAUAAUGAGGCGUUUUAUGCGAGGAAUCAGAUACUGUACGAUACCAAAAAAAAGGCUCUGAAAAGAAUACUCGCAGUAAACGGAAGGAACGCCCUUAAACCAGAUAACAUCUUGAUUGAUAAUGUCAGAACUGCUGUGUUGACCAAAGAAGAUCUUUUAAAAGUACUGAAAACCGACGUUAGCAACACUGCCAUUCGUUUCAACAAGCGAUGCUAUCUAAGGAAAACAGGCUUAUUCCAAGGUGCUAGUAUGUCCGCCACUAUAGUCGAUUUCAUGUAUGAUGAUUUACUGGAGUUCUAUGAUGCUUUUAAGGCACCACUUGGUACGGAAUGCCUUGUUCUUCGUCUCGCUGAUGACUUCAUGGUUAUAACAACUAGUGAAAAUCAAUUUCAAGAGAUCACAAAAUUGGUAUUGGAAGGUUUCAAGGAAUAUAGUGCCAAAGCUAAUCGUGAUAAAAUAGUCGUUGGCACGACACAGGGUGUCUCCAGCAUUGUACAUUUUUGUGGGCUUGAUAUCGAUGUUAAUUCCUUAGAGGUUUGCAAGAGUCUGGAUGAUCUCAAUAUUUUGCGCAUUCACACCACAUCCUCGAAAGAACUAUACGCAAAAAUGAAAGCUCUUUUUGAAAUGAGAAUGUCAUAUAACUUGGUGCGCACAGAUCUUAACUCAUGGUGCACUGUUCUUAAGAAUAUUGAAAGUAUUUCUUCCAAUAUUGCUACAUCAAUAACACAUGGCUUCGCAGGAGAUGAAAUUGGUCCAGAAGGAUUUAUGUAUUUUAUUGAUCACGUAAUAUGCUCCAUCAUAUCACAACUCAAGACCUAUAAACUAAGCCCCAAACAAAUGGAUGUGAUAAAAGCCACAAUACUAAGUACCUUUUGGGAACGUCUGCGUAGAAAACAUCACAAAUUCAAAAUUAUCAUCGAUGGCUUGACAAAAAAAAUGGGAGAGUAG